This is a messenger RNA of Macrosteles quadrilineatus (aster leafhopper), 1277 nucleotides long. RefSeq names its product nascent polypeptide-associated complex subunit alpha (gene Nacalpha). The transcript has 6 exons. The coding region runs from base 151 to 804 and encodes 217 amino acids. Gene Ontology annotation, biological process: protein targeting to membrane. Gene Ontology annotation, cellular component: nascent polypeptide-associated complex; cytoplasm. The record is from RefSeq and is a predicted model, not a curated record. NCBI's taxonomy places the organism in Eukaryota, Metazoa, Arthropoda, Insecta, Hemiptera, Cicadellidae.
UAUUUUGAUUAAAUUUAAAGAUACAUGCUUGAUAUCCAAAAGUGUGCUAGGUAGUUUUGGCAUUGGUUUUGUAAAGUUUUAAGAUAAGAAUAUUUCUUGGAAAUCAUUUAUUGUAAUAGUGACCUUCAGCAGGUGGCCCAAUUUUUCUGAAUGACUGACAAAAUGCCCGAACUCAAGGAGCUGCAGAAAAACCUCGCCCAGACCCAAAUUACGGAUGAAGCUCAAGGGUCUGGGACAGAAUCAGAUUCUGAUGACACAAUUCCCGAGCUGGAGGACGCUGGGGGAGCAGCUGGUGGGGCUGGAGCCUUCCCUGGCCCUGGAGGGCUCUCUAUGGAUAUGGUCAGUAAGGCAAAGCAAUCUCGUGGCGAAAAGAAGGCUCGCAAGAUCAUGUCUAAGCUGGGACUAAAACCUAUUCAAGGUGUUUCAAGAGUAACCAUCAGGAAGUCUAAAAAUAUAUUGUUUGUAAUAAACAAACCUGAUGUAUUUAAGAACCCUGCUUCAGACACCUACAUUGUCUUCGGUGAAGCUAAGAUUGAAGACCUUAGCCAGCAGGCCCAAGUUCAGGCCGCUGAGAAGUUUAAGACACCUGAGGUAGCAGCGGCAGCCGAUGCAACAGGCAGCACGACCGUGGUGGCACCCAUACAAGAGGAGAGUGAGGAAGAAGACGUGGAUGAGACGGGGGUGGAGGAGAAGGACGUCGACCUGGUAAUGUCACAAGCAAAUGUCAGCCGUGCCAAGGCCGUCAGGGCGUUACGCAACAAUCAGAACGACAUCGUUAAUGCUAUUAUGGAACUUACAAUGUGAAGAGAUUCAACAACCUUAUUUUAUUGAUUUAAUUUCUUAAGUCUUAAGUUUUUUUCAACGAAUACUUUAUUUGUGUUAAACACCAUUUUUGAAGAAUAAAAAAUAUUCUGAACUGAACGCCCAAUAAUAGAUACCAGUUAAUUGGUUGUAAGAUUUGAAACUGGUUAUGUAUGACUGGUGUUGGAAUGAGUUAUAGUUAGGAUUUACAACUUUUCAAAUGUUGGUGAAUGAUCUAAAAAAUUAUUAAUUAUACAAAAAGUGUGAAAGAUGAUUUAGUUAUGUUAAAUUAAAACAAUUUUUUCUAAAGAGAUUGGAAAUGUGUUUGUGCACAUUGAUUUAUAGAGUAGUCCGAAUUGGGCAUUAUUGAUUGUUACCGGCAAAUAUCAAGUCCUUUGUCUCAUUGGAAGUUUUUUUUUCAACUGUGUACAAUAGUUGAAAUCUAUUUUGUAUUUAAUAAACUAGUCUAUAGUGCA